AUGACGGCCACGGGGAGGGGGGACAACGGGGCCACGGACUGGUGCCUGUCGCGACAGCUGUGGUGGGGACACCGGGUGCCGGCGUACCGGGUGGGGGAUCCCCCGGCGGGGUCCCCCCCCGAGGGGCUCUGGGUCGUGGGGCGCCACGAGGCCGAAGCCCGCGCCGCCGCCGCCCGCGCCCUCCGCCGCCCCCCCGAGGAGCUGCAGCUCCAGCAAGACCCCGACGUCCUGGACACCUGGUUCUCCUCCGCCCUCUUCCCCUUCGCCGCCCUGGGCUGGCCCCAAGAGACCCCCGACCUGCGGCGCUUUUACCCCACGGCCGUGCUGGAGACGGGCAGCGACCUGCUCUUCUUCUGGGUGGCCCGAAUGGUCAUGCUGGGCCAGCAGCUUACCGGGAGGUUGCCCUUCGCUCAGGUCCUUCUGCACUCGCUGGUGCGCGACGCCCAGGGCCGCAAGAUGAGCAAGUCCCUGGGCAACGUCAUCGACCCCCGCGACGUCAUCGCCGGCGCCACCCCCCAGGAGCUGCAGGAGAGGCUCCGCCACAAGCUCCUGGACCCCCACGAGCUCAAGGUGGCCACAGAGGGCCAGAGGCGCCAGUUCCCCCACGGCAUCCCCGAAUGCGGCACCGACGCCCUCCGCAUGGCCCUGUGCGCCCACAACGUCCACGGUGACGACAUCCGCCUGGACGUGGCCGGCGUCCUGAGCUACCGUCACUUCUGCAACAAGGUCUGGAACGCCGUCAAGUUCGUCCUCGCCGCUCUGGGCCCCGACUUUGUCCCCCGACCCCCCGAGGAGACGGUGCCGCAGCGGCCCAUGGAGCGCUGGGUGCUGAGCCGGCUGGCGCAGGCGGCGGGGGAAUGCGGGAGGAGGAUGGAGGCCCUGGAGGUCCACGGCGCCGUCGCCGCCGUCCACCAUUUCUGGCUGCGGAGCUUCUGCGACGUCUACCUGGAGGCCGCCAAAGGGACGCUGCGGGACCCCGACGCCGCCGACGCCGCCCGCCGCGCCCUGCUGACCUGCGCCGACCUGGGCCUGCGCCUCCUGGCCCCCUUCGCCCCCUUCCUGGCCGAGGAGCUCUGGCAGCGCCUGCCCCGCGCCCCCUCCCCGCCGCCGCCCGCCGCCCUCCUCCUCGCCCCCUUCCCCGACCCCGCCCGCCUGGAGCGCUGGCGCUGUCCCCCGGUGGAGGCCGAGGUGGCGGCCAUGCUGGAGGUGGCGAAGGCGGCGCGAGGGCUGAGGGACACCUUCCGCCUGGGCAGCGCCCGGCCCCCCGUGGUGGUGCAGUGCCCGGCGGAGGCGCGCGAUUGGCUGGCGGCACUGGGCCCCGCCCUCCAGGCGCUGGCGCAGGUGGGGCCUCUGGAGCUCCGCCCCCCGGGGGCGGGGCCGGGGCCCGGCUGGGUGGGGGCCCCCGCGGGGGAGCACUUCCGGGUCUUCCUCUGCCUGAGGGGGCUGGUGGAUCCGGUGGCCACCCGGGCCCAGCUCGUUGCCCGCAGCCGCGGCCUCCAGCGGCGCCUCCAGGCCCUGGGGGCCACCCAGGGCUCCGGGGGGGCCACCCAGGGCUCCGGGGACCACCCCGCCCCCCCCCAGCAGGUUGCCAUCCUCCGCUCCGAACUUGCCCGCUUGGCCCAAGCCCUGGAGGCCCUGGACUCCCUGGAGGACCCAGGUGGCCGGGGGGGGCACCCAGGCGUCGGGGGGGGACCCGGACCCCAAUAAAACCCCCGGGGGCGGGG
Molecule: messenger RNA, 1724 nt
Organism: Chroicocephalus ridibundus (black-headed gull)
Lineage: Eukaryota; Metazoa; Chordata; Aves; Charadriiformes; Laridae
Product: valine--tRNA ligase, mitochondrial-like
Exons: 14
Coding region: 1-1707 (568 amino acids)
Biological process (GO): valyl-tRNA aminoacylation
Cellular component (GO): cytosol
Molecular function (GO): valine-tRNA ligase activity; ATP binding
Source: RefSeq, a predicted model, not a curated record